This is a messenger RNA of Atta colombica, 1950 nucleotides long. RefSeq names its product insulin gene enhancer protein ISL-1 (gene tup). Lineage: Eukaryota; Metazoa; Arthropoda; Insecta; Hymenoptera; Formicidae. The record is from RefSeq and is a predicted model, not a curated record. The coding region runs from base 111 to 1472 and encodes 453 amino acids. Gene Ontology annotation, cellular component: nucleus. Gene Ontology annotation, biological process: axonogenesis; neuron fate specification; positive regulation of transcription by RNA polymerase II. Gene Ontology annotation, molecular function: cis-regulatory region sequence-specific DNA binding; DNA-binding transcription factor activity, RNA polymerase II-specific. The transcript has 6 exons.
UUAAAGAGUACGGCCGGUGGUCGGCGUACGAAGGCUUCAAGAUUGCUCGAAAACCGUCGCGCGAGGUGCGCAGGAGUGGCAGAGCUGCGGAAAUAGGGGCUGCCGGCGUGAUGCAGCGGGUGGGCGCAGCCGGGGGGCCCGGGCCCAUCGGCUUUCAGGGCCCUCCGAGAUCGCUGAAAAUUUCACCGGUCAAUAUACAGGACGAGCCGGCCGAUCCCACGCAGAAAGGCAGCAGCUCGCUCUGCGUUGGCUGCGGUGGUCGAAUUCACGACCAGUGGAUUCUGAGGGUAGCACCUAAUCUGGAAUGGCACGCGGCGUGUUUAAAGUGUGCCGAGUGUCAACAGUUUCUGGACGAGAAAUGCACCUGUUUCGUGCGGGACGGCAAAACUUACUGCAAACGCGAUUACGUUAGAUUGUUCGGCACAAAGUGCGACAAGUGUAGCCGGUGUUUUAGCAAAAAUGACUAUGUGAUGAGAGCGAAAACUAAGAUCUAUCACGUGGAAUGCUUUCGUUGUUGCGCCUGCUCGAGGCGGCUCGAAACUGGCGAUGAGUUCGCUCUGAGACAGGACGGUCUCUUCUGUCGACUCGAUCACGAUGUCCUCGAGGGCGGAAAGCACUGCACCGGAGGUGUUGGUAUUCCCGGGAGCGAGAAUAACAAUAACGCCUCCCUGACGAACAACAAUCAUCAUCUACACCCAAACGACGGCUCGAUGUCAGAUUCCGGAUCUGAGAGCGGAUCACAUAAGGCAGGCGUCGGUGGCGUUCGCGGUUCCGGUGGCCACAAAAGUGGCGGAGGUUCCGACGGAAAGCCGACGAGAGUACGCACGGUUCUCAACGAAAAGCAGUUACACACCCUGAGAACCUGUUACGCGGCAAACCCUCGACCGGAUGCCCUGAUGAAGGAACAGCUCGUCGAAAUGACAGGGCUGAGUCCACGCGUGAUCAGGGUGUGGUUCCAGAAUAAGAGAUGCAAAGACAAGAAGAAGACGAUCGCCAUGAAGCAGCAAAUGCAAGAGAAGCGCUUUUUAUUUCAGGACGGGCGUAAAUUAGGCUUCGGCGGCAUGCAUGGCAUACCCAUGGUUGCCAGCAGCCCCGUGAGACACGAGAGUCCUAUUGGCAUGACGCCUCUGGAAGUUCAAGCUUAUCAACCACCAUGGAAAGCGCUUUCGGAGUUUGCGCUUCAUACAGACUUGGAACGACUGGAUCCUAAUGCACCAUCGUUCCAUCAUUUGGUGUCUCAGAUGCACGGCUAUGACUUGCAUGGGGGACCACCGCCGCAAUUGGCACCCCCGCCAGGAAUGCUUGGCGGACCGAUGAGCGACGGUGGAGGCGGACCGUUACCGCCUCCGGGGCCUCAUCAUCCAGGUGGUGGCGGGCCGGACAUGGGCCAGCAUCCCGACAGUACCGACAGCUACGUGACCUAUGUCGAGAGUGACAGUGACUCGUUUCACCACGAUACGGGAAGUCCAUAGUGUCGUGCAAGGCAUGAACGUAAAAUUACUACGCCCCCGUUGUCCUUCGCUUUCGUAACGACUCUCGUCAUGGUGCUCAUCAUAAUGGUGAGAUGCCUGCAACGGCGAAUAUGGAGCGGUUACGGAACUAGGGAACAUCGUGAUACAUAUGGAUAUAGGAGAAACAACUCAGAUACCAAAGGAUGCAUCGAUCUUUCGACGAUAAUUAAAUAGACUCGUACCGCACUAUUACCAAAAGUGGCUCGAAAACGACAAGUGAUGAAUAUACUGAAAAUGAACGGCGAAGGAAAGGAGGGGCAAUGUCGCUGUCUUGGACGUACAUGAAUAAUGUAUUUUCAUUUUAGUUAUAAAAUAAUUUCUUUGAAAUGACACAAAAGAAGUUUGCAAAAAUAACCGUCUAAUCAUUGAGCGUACAAAAGUUUCAAAAACCUUGAACAUCCUGUAUAUUAUCAGCUUAUUGAUAUAAAAUCGAAUUCUG